AUGUCAUCGCGACGCGAACUUGGCUUCAAUUGCACAGACUCCAGGAGCUAUGCGGCGUGGGACGAAAACACGACGUUUGCAAAGCACCUGUACGCGCUCGCCGCCGGUCAGAUCGCAUCGCUCAAAAGCCUGGAUGACGCAUCAAAGCCAGCGGUGCUGCUGGACCUCGGCACUUGCGACGGCCGCAGCACGGCGCCGUGCUUCAGGGAGUGCGCGAGGCACAUUCGCGAGCGUGACGCGGGUGCGCACCCACCUCGGCCGCAGCGACCAGUGGUCGCCAUUUUCGAAGAUCACCGCCACAACGAGUGGAGCCCACUCCUCACGCGCGAUCUCAAGCACGAGCUCGGCGAAGGCGUGUUCCCGCUCGUGAGCAACACGAGCUUCUACGAGGAGGUAACGGCGCCCGGCUCGGUCGACCUGGCCUUCUCGAACUGCGCGAUGCACUUCCUGGCGAGCAGCGAGCCUCCCGGAACCUUCCAGAAGGCGCUGCGACACGUGACCGCGGACGCGAGCCUAGCAGAGGACGCCGCCGCCAUCGCGGCCUUUCGUGCGACCGCUGCUGCGGACUGGCAGAGGCUGCUGCUUUGCCGCGCAGCAGAGCUCAAGCCCGGCGGCCGACUGGUCGUCUCCAGUUUCGCAGUCGACGAGCGCACGGGCUUUCACUGGGGGCACGGCGGCACCGGGGCCUCGAUAUACCAUGUGCUGGCCGAGUGCGUGCAGGGUCUCGUGCGCGACGGCUUGCUCACCUCCGCGGAGCAGCGGCGAGCCACCUCGCCCGCCUACUACCGAUCCCUCGCGGAGUUCACUGCUCCGCUAGACGACCCGAACUCGGCGGUGUCCAGGGCGGGCCUGGUGCUGGCCUCGGCGGAGGUGCGGCACUUUGCGUGCCCGCUCCGCGCCGAGCUUGUCGCCCAGCGCGCGGCGGCGGCUCCGGUGGACGCGGCUGCGUACGCUCAGACCUUUGUCGAAAUGCUGCGCUGCGUGACAAGUUGGGAGGUGGUCCGCGCCUUUGGCAGCGGCAGCGGCGAUGAGGCGCGCCCGGCCGACGAGCGGCAGCGCCUGGUCGACCGCGUGUACGCGGACUUUGCCGCGCGCGUGGAGGCGCGUCCCGACGACUUCUCCUUCGACUUCGUGUUGUGCCACAUGGUCAUUGAGAAGUCCUGA
Emiliania huxleyi CCMP1516 is the source of this 1164-nucleotide messenger RNA. RefSeq lists its product as hypothetical. Lineage: Eukaryota; Haptophyta; Isochrysidales; Noelaerhabdaceae. Gene Ontology annotation, biological process: methylation. Gene Ontology annotation, molecular function: S-adenosylmethionine-dependent methyltransferase activity. The transcript has a single exon. The coding region runs from base 1 to 1164 and encodes 387 amino acids. The record is from RefSeq and is a predicted model, not a curated record.